Molecule: messenger RNA, 948 nt
Organism: Pelmatolapia mariae (spotted tilapia)
Lineage: Eukaryota; Metazoa; Chordata; Actinopteri; Cichliformes; Cichlidae
Product: carbonic anhydrase 4-like
Exons: 8
Coding region: 1-948 (315 amino acids)
Biological process (GO): one-carbon metabolic process
Cellular component (GO): plasma membrane
Molecular function (GO): carbonate dehydratase activity; zinc ion binding
Source: RefSeq, a predicted model, not a curated record
AUGGAGUGGUUUAAAGUUGUUGCGUUUGCUGUGUGCGUCCUCGUACCCGCCGCUCACUGCGCAUCGCAACCUAUAGCCUGGUGUUAUCACCUCCCAUCCUGCAAUGACACAGCCUGGCCGACAAUUUCCUCCCAGAAUUGCAACGGCAGCCGACAGUCACCCAUUGACAUCGUCUCAGCAUCAGCCACACCGAACGACAACCUGAGUGAAUUCACUUUUGUGAAGUACGACGACACCUCCGCAAUGACAUCCAUAGAAAAUACUGGCAACACAGUCAAAGUGACCUUUAAGAGCGGAGUUAAGAUUUCAGGAGGGGACCUGUCAGAGCAAUACGACAGCCUCCAGUUUCACUUGCACUGGGGCAACGGCUCCUUUGUGCCCGGCUCAGAGCAUACAGUAGAUGGAAAGCGUUAUCCUAUGGAGCUGCAUAUUGUGAACAGCAAGUCAUCCUACAAUGGGAAUACAAAUCUAGCCGUUAAUGACUCCACCGGACUCGCAGCUCUUGGUUUCUUCAUCGAGGUAAUGCCAGGUAUCUCAACUGGCCAGCCACAAAGCUGGCGCAAUUUGACCUCUUACUUGGCCAACAUCACAGAAAAAGGCCAGAAAGUUUCCAUUGCAGCCGGGUUUUCCCUGGAUGACCUGCUCGUCGGUGUGGAUCGCACUAAGUAUUACCGCUACCUUGGGUCCUUGACGACCCCCUCUUGCAGUGAGGCGGUAGUCUGGACCAUUUUUAAGGAACCAAUUAAAGUCAGCAAAGAUCUGAUUGACCUCUUCAGCACCACACUGCACUUCAACGACAGCAUGUCACAACUCAUGACAAACGUCUACAGAAGCCUGCAGCCUGCACAGCAAGUCUGGACUCAGAGCAUCAAGGCCUCUGCCUCCACAACCUGCUUCUCCGUGGGCCUGCUGCUUCUCAGUUUUACACUGGGCUGGAGUUGGAGCUAA